GGGAAGUCGGCUUGAAGAGGUUUCCCUGCGAGGAGGGGGAGGCCGUUGCGUGGGGCGGGGCAAAGAGCUCCCUGUGUACUUUGAGGAGGGGACUGUGGGCUUCUUCAAGGAGGACUGGGCUCUGCUGCUACCAGGGCAGAGGGCUCUCAGUACAAGGAAGACAUCAGAGAGGAUUAGAGGUACAUGGCUUCUUUUGCUAAUGAUGUGUGGGAGAAAAUAAGUGAAAGAGCACGUUCACUCGUAAAUCAAUCCUGGAUGACCAUUGAAAAACCCACACAGUAGAGAAACGAUAUAAAUGCCUUUAGCGUGGAAAGAUUUUCAGGCAAAGCACAGUUCUUAUCUCAAAGAACGCACAUAGGGGCAAAACCAUUUAACUGCCAGAAUUUAGCCAGAAGAGGAUACUUAUGGUCUAUCAGAGAAUCUACUCGGGAGAAGCCAUUGAAAAGCCUGGAGUGUGGAAAAAGCUUCAGUGAGAAGGGAAAUUUAGCUUCACAUCAAAGAACUGACAUGGGGGAAACUAUUUGAAUGUUUGCAGUAUGGAAAAAACUUUGAGCACAAGGUAGGCUUUAAUACUCAUCAGAUAAUGCAUGCAGAAGGGAACCGAUUUAGUUGCCUUGAGUGUGGAAAGAGCUUCAGACAGAAGAAUGGCUUUGUUAGACAUCAAAGCAUUCACACAGGAGAGAAACCAUUUGACUUUCUGGAGUGUGGAAAGAGCUUCAGACAGAAGGAUGGCCUUGUUAGACAUCAAAGCAUUCACACAGGAGAGAAACCAUUUGAAUGCCUGGAAUGUGGAAAGAGCUUCCGACGGAAAGAUGGCCUUACUAAACAUCAAAGCAUUCACACAGGGGAGAAACCAUUUGAGUGUUUGCAGUGUGGAAAGAGCUUCAGUCUCAAGGAAACCCUCAUUCGUCAUCAAACAACUCACAUAGAAGAAAAAUCUUUUAAAUGCCAGGAGUGUGGAAAGAAUUUCAAUUGCCAGUCCGCCCUUAAUCGACAUCAAAAAACUCACAUGAGGGAGUUUAAAUGCUUGGAGUGUGGAAAGGGGUUCUGCUCUAGAAGUGCCCUUAAUAUGCAUCAAAGAACUCACACAGGGGAGAAACCAUUUAAAUGCUUGGAGUGUGGAAAGAGUUUUACUCGGAAUGAAUACUUUUCUAUACAUAAGAGAACUCACACAGGGGAGAAACCAUUUAAGUGCUUGGAGUGUGGAAAGAAUUUCAUCCGGAAGGAAUACCUUUCUCUACAUCAAAGAACUCACACAGGGGAGAAGCCGUUCAAGUGUGUGGUGUGUGGAAAGUGCUUCAGCCACAGGUCAUCCUUUAUUUCACACCUAAGAAGACCUCACACAGAGAGCUCUUCAGAAGAGGAAGACUCGGAUACCUCAGAACAAUCUUCUACAGCAGACCAGGAGCAAGAUGAGUCCUGUGACAGCGACGCCUCAUCUGAGGUUCCCUGCAAAUCGUUCAACCCAGCCGUGAUUCCAGAUUCUCCUCCCAGCACCCACGGCUCACCAGAGCACAGUUUGCAGUGCAUCACAUGGGAUACUCAGAGCCAUGGUGACAGCGCCUACCUGAUCCCCAGAGUACCCUUUCGCCCAGGAAAUACACAUGAGUAACGGAUUACUCAAGAGGACAGGCCUGCUUAUGAAGCAGGCUCAAAGGCAACUGCAGAAUCAGGAUCGCCCAGAAUAUAUGCUCUCACUGUUCCCCAGACUUUUCCUUUCCAUCAAAGAAGUACAAAUGAUUUAAACACA
Elgaria multicarinata webbii is the source of this 1750-nucleotide messenger RNA. RefSeq names its product gastrula zinc finger protein xLCGF3.1-like. The record is from RefSeq and is a predicted model, not a curated record. Gene Ontology annotation, cellular component: PcG protein complex; transcription regulator complex; chromatin. Gene Ontology annotation, biological process: regulation of transcription by RNA polymerase II. The transcript is spliced from 4 exons. Gene Ontology annotation, molecular function: RNA polymerase II cis-regulatory region sequence-specific DNA binding; DNA-binding transcription factor activity, RNA polymerase II-specific. Lineage: Eukaryota; Metazoa; Chordata; Lepidosauria; Squamata; Anguidae. Bases 584 to 1612 code for a protein of 342 amino acids.